Brassica oleracea var. oleracea is the source of this 1551-nucleotide messenger RNA. Its product is annotated as BTB/POZ domain-containing protein At5g41330. The transcript has 2 exons. Gene Ontology annotation, biological process: protein homooligomerization. Gene Ontology annotation, molecular function: protein binding. Bases 74 to 1444 code for a protein of 456 amino acids. The record is from RefSeq and is a predicted model, not a curated record. Lineage: Eukaryota; Viridiplantae; Streptophyta; Magnoliopsida; Brassicales; Brassicaceae.
AGAUAAACGGUACUUCGAUGACUAUUCUCUCUCUCUCUGCCUAAAGCAACAGAAGGUUUUGUGAUCUGCUCCGAUGAAUAUUCCGGCCACCGCUCAUGAACCGAACGUUGUCUCCAUCAACGUCGGAGGCAGAAUCUUCCAGACGACGAAACAAACCUUAACCUUAGCCGGAACCGAUUCUCUUCUCUCCCAACUCGCCACUGAGUCUACUACUCGUUUCGUCGAUCGAGAUCCCGCUUUGUUCUCCGUCCUUCUCUACAUCCUCCGUACGGGAAACCUCCCCGCGAGAUCAACCUCCUUCGACGUCCGAGAUCUCAUCGAAGAGUCCAGAUACUACGGAAUCGAGCCCUUCCUCAUCGACUCCCUCUCGAAUCCGUCCCAGUUCGAGGCCUUCGAUCUCCGUAAAUCCCGCAUCCUCCAAUUAAACGGACGAGACUCUCCGUCAACGAUCGCACCGGCGAGUAACGGCGGAGGAGGCCUCCACGUGGCGCACGGAAGCAAAAUCACUUCCUUCGACUGGUCGUUGCGGCGGAAAUCGACGGUGCUGACUAACUUCUCCGCCGUGGAUUCGCUUCUGGAGAUCUCCCCGGGAGUUUUAGCGGCCGGAGCCACCGACUUCCCCGGCUUGCAGAUCAUCGAUCUCCAAAACGGCGGAAACGUACGGACGACGCUGAACUGGGAGAACGUGGCUAGCUCGACGGUUCAAGGCGUAGGCUCUUCCUCCGAGUUUCUGUUCGCUAGCUUCGAAUCUAGCAGAAGGAACUCGAAUUCGAUUAUGGUGUACGAUCUCUCCACGUUGUUACCUCUCUUAGAGCUCGACCGUCGCGAUAUCUACGGUGCUGGAAAUGAUUCUGCGAUCCCGUCGAAUAAGUUGAGAUGGAUUCAGAGCUGUAACUUGCUGAUGGUCUCUGGCUCUCACGCUAGUCCGUCUGGCGUGAGUGGUCACGUGCGGUUUUGGGAUGUUAGGUCGAGGAGUAUGGUUUGUGAGAUUAAGGAGAGGGAAGAUUGUUUCGCUGAUGUCGCUGUCUCGGAGAAUCUCUCAGCGGUUUUCAAGGUUGGUGUGGCUUCAGGGGAGGUUUUCUACAUGGAUUUGAGGGGUUUAGGAGUUAAGGAUCAGCCAUGGGUUUGUCUUGGGGAAGAGAAGAAGAGAAGUUUUAAUGAGAGGAAAGGAGUUGGGUGUAAGAUAGAGAGCUAUGGGAAUCAUGUGUUUUGUAGUAAAGGGAGUGGGAUCGAGCUUUGGUCUGAAGUGAUUACGGGUUUGGUAGGGAAUGCGAGCCGGGAUGUAUUAGAAGAGAGGGUUUUUAGGAAAAAUUCGUUCGCGGCGGAUUCAGGAGAAAACAAGAUUACUGGAUUGACGUUUGGAGGGAGCAGGAUGUUUGUGACCCGGAAGGAUCAACAGUCUAUCGAGGUUUGGCAGAGUCCGAGUCGUGGAGUAUCGAUGUAAUGUCCCCCAGUAUCAAGCGGGUUUAUCUACCUGAGCUAGUUCUGUAAUUGGAGAGGCUGUUAUUACCGUUACCAACUUCGGAUUCAUGAAACAUGAUACCGGAAUAU